AUGGUUGAGGUUAACGAUGGUCGCCAUUUUAAAAAUCCUUACCACGAUUAUAUGCCUGGAGACCAGCUUAAAGUGGGAGAUACAAACAUCCCAAACAAAAUUGUCGAACUGUUAAAUGUUCUGAAUUCGAAUUUCGAGAAGUUAUCGUCGUCUGACGUAUCAAUGUACACGGGCUUGUCAGGUGUUGGACUAUUCUACAAUUUCCUAUCACAAUGCAAAUGUGAAUUAUUAGACAGAAAGAUACGUGAAAAUGGUGUUGUAUGUACUGAGAAGUUGUUAAAUCGAUGUCUACGUCAUAUCGACUUGAAGAAGUUAUCUAAAAAUAUCAGUGUUUACACUAGCCCGAUCGGUCCAUUGUGUUUAGGUGCUUUAUCAUCAGUCAAGCAUGGAAGUGAGAAUACAGAGGCAAAGAAGUUCGUAGAAGACAUUUUGUCAGCGAGUAAAUAUGGCUUGGAUGUGGACUGUGGGAUGCCUGAUGAAGCGUUAUAUGGACGUACUGGCUAUCUAAAUUGUUUGAUAACACUUCGAGAAAAUAAUUUCGACAUCCCUGUUUCUGUUGUCUCUUCGAUAACAGAUGCUAUAUUGAAGUCUGGUCAGAAAACAGCUGGUGCUUACAAAUCGAAUGGUUUUUAUAAUCGAUUGAUGUAUCAGUCAUCGAAAAGAGAUUUGUGCAUGCCACCGUUGAUGUUCGAAUGGCAUGAUAAAUGUUAUCUUGGUGGAGCACAUGGUUUUGCUGGUAUCUUGACUACUCUACUGAAGGUAUAUCGUUUGUUUCCUGGUAGCAUAUCAUCACAUUCCUUAAACCAGUUAAUUCUACCUACUGUUGAUUGGAUGAGUCAACUUCAGAUAAUCAGCGGAAAUUGGCCUUCUAGUUUAGGGGAUAGCUUAAAUCGUGAUGUAUUAGUUCAUUGGUGUCAUGGUGCAACGGGUGUCAUUCCACUUAUGCUCUCAGCUCAUAAGUUCACUUCACAGGACAGCUAUUUAAAACCAAGAAGCAUUAGUUAGCUGUCUCGUCCCAGUAUGGAACCCCUCAGUUGUACACAUCGACGGCUUCACUGAAAAUCAGAUUCACAAUAAAUGCUAUACAUGAUUAAAAUGCAUUUAAAACUGUUAUACUUCUGCGUAUGAUACUUUAAUAUAGACCUAUACACAGCCAAAUACCUAUGGGAAUAUAUUCACCGACGUUAUCCUACUACUUCACGAAUUAGAUCCUUAGUUCAAGUGAAUGAUUGGAUGUCUAAAAAAAAACUAAUUAUUUCAGUCGGCUUGCAGUAUGUGUCCUGUGCCUUUUAUAUAAAGUAAAUCUGGUACCCCAAUUGCACUAAGGAAGUUUAUUUAUCUUUAUACCCUAGCUAACUUUAAAACGUGUAAAACUAUUGCAAAUAUAACUUCCUUAAUUCCUAUAAGUCCGGGUCUUUUAAUUCCAUUGAGGAUUUUGCUCAUUGACUCAUCCUGUUUGGAGCUUAUUCAAGUAUUCUAGGUAAAAUUUAGAUCGGUAUCAUGAAAUUAAGUAAGUGGGAUAUAUCAUAAACCAUCUCUUAGUAGUACCUGUUGCGUGGCCGCCUGUAUGGAUAGGUUUGUUUGAAUCAAAUUUUGUUUGACUUAACAGAUUAAUGGGUUUCCACAGGAGACUUAUGAUAUAAUGAAAAAAGCAGAUGCUCAAGUUAUGUUGAAGCUUGUGUGUAUUUGUAUUAGUCUAGUCCGAGCAUUGAUUAAUCCGCCUAUACUGUCUAUCUAGUACCAAUGACAGUUCUGAGAAUCAAACUUCACUUAAUAUUUACCCAAAGUACUCUAUACAAAAGAAGAUAUACAUUAGUUUGCAUAAAAUCUGUACCUCCAUAUUUAUAGCGCUUGACACUCGAGAUAGGAAAUUUAGGCAACCAUUUCAUUCACAUAAUUCAGUUACUGUAACCUAUAAUGGUGCACAUGGGUUCCAGUAUCGUGCGGGAACAAACGGUGUAUGAACCAA
Schistosoma bovis is the source of this 1969-nucleotide messenger RNA. NCBI's taxonomy places the organism in Eukaryota, Metazoa, Platyhelminthes, Trematoda, Strigeidida, Schistosomatidae. The record is from the annotation of a GenBank genome assembly.